Protopolystoma xenopodis is the source of this 498-nucleotide messenger RNA. The record is from the annotation of a GenBank genome assembly. NCBI's taxonomy places the organism in Eukaryota, Metazoa, Platyhelminthes, Monogenea, Polystomatidea, Polystomatidae.
GUUACUGAUACAGACGGCACCGUGCGAGAAUUGACACGUGGCGACGCAUUUGGAGUACGCGCCAGCCUGGGACCCGACGAACCACAAUUUCAUCGGGGUGAAAUGCGUACCGUAACUGAAGAUUGCCAAUUUGCUUGUGUAGCGCAAGCUGAUUAUGCUCACUUAAUGGCCCGUGAAGGCGAGGCUGAGACCGCGGUAAUGGGUGAAGGAGGUAGGGUGGUAAUGGUCUAUGAGGACGAUCAAGAGACCGAGGGACAGGGCUCUGAAUCAAGGGAGUUUGACACACAUUCACUUGUGCCCAAUGGGUCAGAUUUUGUGCAGAAGUCUGAGUUUUGUUUACCUGGUGCUGCAGACAAUCAAGUAUUGGUAGAUCAGGUUGCUGGGGUACGAUCUGAUGAUUUGCGUCGGAUAAAGCCGAUAAGGAAAUCGCGAAAUCGCGUUGUCGUCAAGGUUGGUUUCCUGAUUUUACUUACUAAAUUACUUUCAAUCCACUUAUAA